AUCGCGGUUCUUAGAGAAGGCGUGAAAUCUUUUUCUCCCUGACGUGUACGAUCGUGAUUCAACAAUUAACUCCGUCCUUCUUCUUCUUCCUCUUGCGAUUCACUCAACCUCUCCGCCCAAUUUGGCCAUGUCCGCAUCGCCGUGGAAUUCAUAGACUCACUCUCUGCUCUCCAAUUCCACUAAGCAAUUCUUCUACAAAUGGCUGAAACUCCAAACGCCUCAACGUCCUCACCAAAACCCUCUACCAUGGACCCUCAAUCCCAGCCUUCCCAAAAUCCAAACCCAAACCCAAACCCAAUCCCUAAUUCAAAUCCCAACCCUUCAAUGUCAGCGCAAUCGCCUUCGAUCUCAAACUUCUCUCAACAACAAUCCCCUUCAAUUCACAAUAUCUCUUCCCCUUCUCUCCCCCCUCUCCCCCAAGACCCUCAGCAAUCACAGCAACAGCAACCACAACAGCAGCAGCAGCAACAGCUUCAGCAACAAUCACAGCAACAGCAACAAACGCAACAGCAGCAACAACAGCAGCAGCAACAGUCGCUUGUGAUGCAGCAGUCUCAGGGGAUGACCAUGAACCCUAUGUCCCAAUUCCAACUCCAGCAGACCCUCCAGCGGUCCCCUUCGAUGACACGGGUCAAUCAAAUGCAGUCUCAGCCGCAGCAGCAGCAGCUUGGCGUUAUGCGGCAGCAGGCUGGGUUGUACGGCGGCCAAAUGAAUUUCGGCGGUUCUGCUUCGGCGGCAGGUCAGCUGCAGAAUCAGCAGCAGCAGCAGCAACAACAGCCUCCGCAAGCGAAGAAGAGUAGGAGGGGCCCACGCUCAAGGAGCUCGCAGUACAGAGGUGUCACCUUCUACAGGAGGACCGGAAGAUGGGAAUCGCAUAUCUGGGAUUGCGGGAAACAAGUUUAUUUGGGUGGAUUUGACACCGCUCAUGCCGCUGCUAGAGCUUAUGAUCGAGCUGCUAUCAAGUUUAGGGGACUUGAUGCUGACAUCAAUUUUAAUCUCGUUGACUAUGAGGACGAUCUCAAACAGAUGAAAAAUCUCUCCAAGGAGGAAUUUGUUCACAUACUCCGUCGCCAAAGCACUGGUUUCUCAAGAGGAAGUUCAAAAUACCGAGGAGUGACACUUCACAAAUGUGGCCGGUGGGAAGCUCGAAUGGGACAAUUCCUUGGCAAAAAGUAUAUAUAUCUUGGGCUAUUCGACAGCGAAGUAGAAGCUGCAAGGGCUUAUGACAAAGCAGCUAUCAAAUGCAAUGGAAGAGAGGCAGUCACUAACUUCGAGCCAAGUACGUAUGAAAGCGAGGUCAAAACUGAAGCCAUUAGUGAAGGUGGCAGUCACAACCUUGACCUCAAUUUAGGCAUGGCUACCCCAGGACAUGAUCCCAAAGAAAACAGGGGGAAUCUUCAGUUCCAGUCUGUCCCUUACGAUGUGCAUCCCGGAAGAAGUUCGAGGAUGGAAACCCAUGUUAAUUCAGUUAUUGGUGAUCCGUCUUUGAAAAGGCUGGUUGUAAAUGAAGAGCGUUCUUCUGUCUGGAAUGCCUCGUAUUCGAGUUUCUUUCCCAGUGAGGAAAGAGCAGAGAGAAUCGGCAUAGAUCCCUCACAUGGAGUCCCAGGCUGGGCGUGGCAAACUCACGGUCCGGGCAGUGCUACCCCAGUACCACCGUUCUCUACUGCAGCAUCAUCAGGAUUCUCAAUUUCUGCUACCUAUCCAUCGCCUGCCAUCUUUCCAACAAAACCGAUGAACUCAAUUCCUCAGAGUAUCUCAUUUACUUCAUCCGUUGCACCUGGUAGCAAUGCAGCUCAUCAAUACUAUUACCAGGUGAAGUCCCCGCACGCACCAUCCUAACCCAUCCUUGUAAUGCAGACAUGAAAACAAAUGGCAGCAUGUCUGCUGAAAAUUCUUUGUAUAAUUCAGUCACUGAUUGGCGUAUACUGAGAUUUCUGAUUGGCACCUCUUGGGGUGAAACCAUUAUGCACAUAAUGUGUGAAGGAAAUGCUCUAUAUCUUCAAUUUAGUUGUUGGUUGUCAAAAUCCAUGGUAUUCCUUGCCAAUUUCCAGUUAAUAUUCAACCCUGAAAAUAGAAGGAAGAGAAUGCCUGUUGCUGUAUUUUCUCGUUGUGAAUUUAUCAACGUGCGUGGUUGACAUUCUCGACAGAUUAGGCAAAAAUAGAUUUGUUUGCUUUUCUCUUU
Molecule: messenger RNA, 2182 nt
Organism: Arachis ipaensis
Lineage: Eukaryota; Viridiplantae; Streptophyta; Magnoliopsida; Fabales; Fabaceae
Product: ethylene-responsive transcription factor RAP2-7
Biological process (GO): regulation of DNA-templated transcription
Molecular function (GO): DNA binding; DNA-binding transcription factor activity
Source: RefSeq, a predicted model, not a curated record